Aspergillus nomiae NRRL 13137 is the source of this 2319-nucleotide messenger RNA. Its product is annotated as fungal specific transcription factor domain-containing protein. The transcript is spliced from 8 exons. Gene Ontology annotation, biological process: DNA-templated transcription. The coding region runs from base 1 to 2319 and encodes 772 amino acids. Lineage: Eukaryota; Fungi; Ascomycota; Eurotiomycetes; Eurotiales; Aspergillaceae. Gene Ontology annotation, molecular function: DNA binding; zinc ion binding. The record is from RefSeq and is a predicted model, not a curated record.
AUGAUGGCCGGUGUUGCGGAGAUCUACUUCAACAACGUGACAUUGACUAGUGUCCGCUCGAUUUGGAAGGGCGACAGGCGCAGGCGAUGGGACGGUCCCGACUACCGAGUUCCGAGUGCCGAGACCCAAUGCCUCGACCAUCUCAUCAACCAAACGCGACUGCCGAAGCCCCAUCCCCGCUUCUCUCCAACACUCGGCUCACGAUGCUUCAUUUGCGGCUCUCGCAUGUUUGCGAUGCGUGCAAGGCGCGCAAGAUUAGGUGCAAGAGUAAGUGUCAUUCCCCUGAAGAGGAGAUUCAAGUCUCAAGAUCUGAGUCCACGGCAUCGGAACCUGCGCCAAUCUCAAGGGACUACCCGUGAUCUGUCGGAGACAAGGACAUUGGGAGUUGCUACGGCGCUGUCCUCCGCUCCGUCCGGCGGAGACCCUUCACAAGAUGGUAGAGACGAGUCAACCUGGACACGAGUUCCAGAUCCUGUUCAAGGAUUCUCACAUCGACCUCUCUAUGUGGACCAAUUGCUUCAAACUCGGCAGUCAACCGGACGCACCCAGAACGCUUCGUUUAUCUUAGGAAUUCAAGGCCGACGAGAACUAUUGUACGUCAUCCAGAAAAACCAGGUCCUCAUUUGCGAGGUCUUGCUUAAUCUUGUACCACCAGUGGCCAGCUCAAGCAUGAGUUUCUUCUCCGACAGCCGAUUAGACGCUCUCUCGGCAUGUCUAGGUAACAAUGCACUCAGGUCUCUUAUUUCGAGAAUAUCUGGCAUGGUCAAAUCCCGUGUGCAAGUGCUCAAUCGCAACUUCAGACCGUCUAGUAUUUGGAACCGGCUGGGCGAGAUUCCCGUUCUAUCACCAGGAAGAGCACGCCAUCUCAUUGAAAUCUACUUUGAGAAUAUCCACCCUCUAUACCCCUUUCUGGACCGUCACGAAUUCGAGACCAGGGCAUUUUCACCCACUUUGGAUGAUGAUCUUGCUAAUGAUGUGGCUUGGGCAGCUUUGUAUCACACCGUGCUAGCUUUAGGUUGCGAAUUCAAUGGUGGAGGCUCGUUUGCGCCUGGUGAAGGCGAAGCCUGGAGUCUUUUCAAGGUCGCACUUGAUCUUUACCCAAGGGUGUUGCUACUAAAUACAGACCUCCUAGAAGUUCAGGCCAUAUUCUGUCUCAACAUGUCGGGCACUCAGAUAGAAGGGAAAAUUCUAUCCGAGGCAGCAAGGGUUGCCCAGCGCGCAUUCUUAAACAAAGCAUCUACCGGCAGUGACGCUACAAUUCGUAGCCGUGUUUUCUGGGUAGUAUAUUACAUUGAAAAAACAGUAUCGUUUCAUACUGGUUGUACCUCGUUUAUUGUCGACUGCGAUAUUGGCUCGCCCAUACCUUUAAUUGAAGAGGCAAUCUUCGAGGAUUUUGACUGGUUUUUCACUUCGAUAAAGUUCGCAAGACUCUACUCGCGCAUAUUCACUGAGCUGUUCUCUAUAACUGCAACAAAGAAUUCAAGGACGACAUAUCUCAGCACAAUAUCUGAGUUCGAAGAGCUCUUGGAGCAACAAUGUCAAGCAAUCCCACCUCGAUUCCGACCUGGUGUUAAGUUGCGACCGCAAGCAUUUUCACAUCCCUGCGGACUUAACGCCGCUCUUCGGGUUCACUACCACUACCAUGAGCUCAAGAUAGCUCUUCAUCGCUUGAAGCUGCAUGUUACUCGUGACCAAAUCGCUCCCCGGCCGUCAUCGGACAUGGCUGGCAUUAUGAACUCAGCGCGUGCCGUAAUUGAAAUCACUCGAGUCAUCCAGCAAGAACCGUCCACACCGUUCUUCGUUAUUUUCUUCAUGCCGUUCACGGCCUUGUUCAUCUUAUUUGACCAAAUCAUCCAAGAUCCAACCCACGAAGAUACUCACGGCAAUCUCGCCUUACUCGAAAGUGUGACUGGGUACUUCAGUGCCCUCGAAUAUGCGACGAAUGGGUAUUUACCAGGCUCCAUGCUGAUGCCGUUUGCCUCUAUUGCUCGGCAAUUUCACUCUACUUCCCAUGCCUCUCGUGGGGACAAUGUCAGCAAUGAAAACAGUGACAAGGGCACUACUUCUGAACAAUCCACUACAGAAAUGCUGGGCGUGGAACCAUCCACACAUAGCCAACAAAUACCCUGGGAGGUUAGCGCCGAAGACCUUUCAGUCGUUGCCUCUCAGCCGAAUAUUGACUACUCAUCUCAAAUCUUGUCAUCAGCUCCCUCGAAUAAUUUCAUGUUAUCGGACAGCAGGCUCACUCCUGGUUUGGAGAUCAUGGAUCUUUUUUGUGGUCCUGCUCAUGGCGCUGAUUUCUUUUUCCCUCCAAAUUGA